Molecule: messenger RNA, 3069 nt
Organism: Debaryomyces fabryi
Lineage: Eukaryota; Fungi; Ascomycota; Pichiomycetes; Serinales; Debaryomycetaceae
Exons: 1
Coding region: 1-3069 (1022 amino acids)
Biological process (GO): lactose catabolic process
Cellular component (GO): beta-galactosidase complex
Molecular function (GO): beta-galactosidase activity; carbohydrate binding
Source: RefSeq, a predicted model, not a curated record
AUGACAGAUUAUACAGCCGAGACACUAGAGUCAUUACUUUCAAACCCAAGUAUUGUCGAGAUAAAUAGACUUGAUUCAAGAGCUUAUUAUUUACCGAGUGACUCAACAUUGCGUCUUAAUGGAAAUUGGGAUUUCAAUUAUUCGCAGUCCCCAUUGGAGGCACCUUUGCCUAAUGACGAAAUUACAGAGUUUCCUAGUAAAUUGACUGUUCCGGGUCAUUGGCAACUUCAGGGGUAUGGAAAACCACACUAUACCAAUAUUGUUUUCCCAUUUGCGGUAGAUCCACCAAAUCCUCCUUCACAAAACCCUACUGGUACUUACCGCCGUAGCUUUGUUGUUCCAGAAGAUUGGAAAUCGAAACCUUUUUUAUUUAGGCUUCGCUUCGAAGGUGUUGAUAAUUCAUUUCAUAUAUUUCUUAACGGUAAAUUGGUUGGCUAUAAUGAAGGUAGCAGAAAUGCAUCCGAAUUUGAUGUCACUAGUGAUAUCCUAUUGGAUGAUGUGAAUGUUUUAUGGGUCAGGGUUUACCAGUGGUCUUCUUCCUCAUAUAUUGAAGACCAAGAUCAAUGGUGGUUGAGUGGUAUUUUCAGAGAUGUCUACUUAUUAGGGUUCGAUAAAACCGGAUUCAUUGAGGACUUCAAUAUUGUUACCGAUUUAGACGAGACGUAUCUGAAUUCAACAUUGAAAAUUAUCCUGAGAAUAAACUUCAAUAACUUUAAUUCUAGAUUGCGUGUUUUACUAAAGCAUGAUGAAAAGAAAAUAAUAAAUCAGUGCUUUGAUUUAAAAGGCUCGAAUUUUAAUAUGUCCUUCAAAGUACAAAAUCCACUCAAAUGGACUGCGGAAUCUCCAAACCUUUAUAAGCUUGAAUUAUCUGUUUUGGUUGAUAAUGAAGUUACUAAUAAAUUAGAGCAAGACGUGGGGUUUCGUAAAGUAGAAAUAAAAAAUGGAACAUUAAGGGUAAAUGGUAAAUCUAUAUUAAUAAGGGGAGUCAAUAGACAUGAUCAUCAUCCUCAGCUCGGCAGAGCCGUACCGUUAGAAUAUAUCAAGCGUGAUUUAUAUAUAAUGAAAAAACAUAACAUCAAUGCAAUUCGUACAUCGCAUUAUCCAAAUCAUCCAAAAUUUUAUGAAUUAGCUAACCGCAUAGGAUUUUGGGUUCUUGAUGAAGCCGAUUUAGAAUGCCAUGGAUUUUUUGAAGCAGUAAGAAAACCCGUUGGGGGCAAUGACGACGCUGAAUAUGAUGAAGAAAAAUUACGCUUAUUCAAAUUGGCAAAUAAGUUUACCUCCGACAAUAAAGACUGGGAAAAAGCCUAUGUUGAUAGAGCAUACCAGUUAGUAAAGAGGGAUUUCAAUCAGCCUUGUGUAUUUUUAUGGUCGCUUGGAAACGAAGCCUUCUAUGGCUGUAACCAUAAAUCAAUGGUUGCGAAAAUCAGGGAAUUAGACACUUCGCGCCCCAUUCAUUAUGAAGGAGAUCUUGAAGCAGAAUCUGCAGACUUAUAUAGCAGGAUGUACCCGCUGUUCCAGACCCUUGAUAAAUUUGUAAAUCAAUCUGAGAAACCAUUGAUUCUUUGUGAAUAUGGUCAUGCAAUGGGAAAUAGCCCUGGUCUUUUAAGGCAAUAUCAGGAUUAUUUUUACAAAUAUGAUCAGCUCCAGGGAGGAUUUAUUUGGGAGUGGGCAAAUCAUGGACUACUUGUAAACAAAAAUGGUUACGACGUUUAUUAUUAUGGUGGAGACUUCGGUGAAUAUCCUCAUGAUGGAGUUUUUAUUAUGGAUGGGCUUUUAGAUUCUCAACAUAACCCGACUCCUGGACUAAUUGAAUAUUCCAAAGUUAUCGAGCCUAUUAUUAUUAAAAUCGACAAACAUAAAAUAAGUAUCACUAACAAGUUUGAUUUUAUUGAUUUGGAUAAUUAUGCUGCUACAUAUGAAGUAGUUAAUUACUCAGAAUUAGAUAAAACAUUAAUCAAAUCCGGAGAGUUAAAUUUACCUAAGGUUAAUGCACAAGAAACGGUUGAAAUAUCAUUACCAGAAUAUCCACAAAAUAUUUCAAUUGGUAAAGACCUCUUAGAAGUUAAGUUUAAAACAAUAAAGCUGACAGAAGCAGUUGAAAGUGGACACGUUGUAUCAUGGGCACAGUAUGAAUUGGAAACCUUUCCAAAGAAAUCGGUUCGUCAAACUUACAAUAGGAAUUUGGUGGAGUUUCUUGAAGAUAAAUCCAAGUUUCAAAUUAAAAGUUCAAACAUAAAUUUUUCAUUUGACAAAAUUUCUGGGUCUAUUUCAAAUUGGAAAAAUGGUACAAAAAAUCUAAUUUCAGAGGGUAUUAAUGGAUUAAGUUUCUGGAGACCAAGUAUAAAUAAUGAUGCGCCCGUGGACGAGCCAUAUUGGCGUCAAUUUGGUCUUGAUCAUAUGCAAUGCAAUAUCAGAAAUAUUCACAUAGAUAGGUUUCCUGAUUCCGAACGGAUCGCUUUAAUUAAAGUGGAGUCCUUGAUUUCACCGCCAAUUUUAUCUUGGGGAUUUAAAACUAUUCAAGAAUAUUCAAUUUAUGCAAAUGAGAUAAAAAUUUAUACAAAUUUGACACCAGAAGGAUUUCAGGAUAUAUGUAUCCCUAAAACCAUUCCGAGAUUGGGAUAUGAAUUUGAAAUCAAUGAUGACUUAGGAAAACAUGUCAAAUGGUUUGGGAGAGGACCUGGUGAAAGUUAUAGCGACAAAAAAGAAUCGCAAAGGAUCGAUAUCCAUAGGUUACCAUUUGAAAAACUUGACUAUUCGUACGAAUAUCCACAGGAAAAUGGUAAUCAUGAAGAAACUGAAUGGUUACUAUUAGAAGAUGAGCAUGAAUCGGGACUUUAUGUUACAAUGGAAGGGAAAAAAUUCGGGUUUAAAGCAUCAGACGAGUAUAAUGUUCAAGAAGCCAAACAUCCUCACGAAAUAAAGCGUGGUUCGAGAUAUUUUAGGAUCGAUUACAAGCAACAUGGAGUUGGUACAGGAGCAUGUGGGCCAAGGGUUCUAGAUGAGUUUGAAUUCAAAAUUUCCAAAGAAGACCCAAUUAUUUUUUCAGUUAAUUUGAAAAGUUUGAAAUAA